Molecule: messenger RNA, 1409 nt
Organism: Triticum aestivum (bread wheat)
Lineage: Eukaryota; Viridiplantae; Streptophyta; Magnoliopsida; Poales; Poaceae
Exons: 2
Coding region: 61-1167 (368 amino acids)
Molecular function (GO): protein binding
Source: RefSeq, a predicted model, not a curated record
UGUCGCUUUAGGUCAUCCCAGCGUGGCGGCUGCUUCACCAUCCCCCCUGCCGCAUGAGCCAUGAGUUGUGAGGAGCCCGAGAUGUUGCCGGCGGCGGUGGCGGCGGGGCCGCUGGACGACGACAACCUGCUCGCCGAGAUCCUCCUCCGCCUCCCCCCGCUCCCGUCCUCCCUCCCCCGCGCCUCCUUCGUCUGCAAGCGCUGGCGCAGCCUCGCCUCCGAUCCAGCCUUCUCCCGCCGCUUCCACCUCCACCACCGCCGCAACCCUCCACUCCUCGGCUGCUUCCACAAAGGUGCCGAAGGCAUAUCCUUCGAGCCUGCUCUUGAGGCCCCCGAUCGCGUUCCGCCCGGGCGCCUCUCCUUACCGUCCGACCGCGGCGACCUCUGGUUCCUCGGGUGCCGCCAUGGCCUCGUAUUAGUCUUCGACAAGACACGGCAGCAGUUCAUGGUGUGGGAUCCCGUCACAGGCCACAAGCACUACAUAGCGGAUCCGCCGGGGUUGGAUGUGACCAAGUACGUGAUCAACGGGGCGGUGUUCCGCUCAUCUGCCGCGGACGUCCACUUCCAGGUUGUCUUGGUAGCGAUACAAGACGGACAAGCGGUCGCCCGCGUUUACUCAUCAGAGACCAGGUUGUGGGGCAAUCUCAUCACAGCACCGGUUACAUCCGAAUCCAGCGACUUAUUUGUCACCUAUGUUACUAUGGAGCCCGCUGUGCUGGUUGGGCAUGCUCUUUAUUGGAUACUUUCUGGAACUUCGUCGCAUAUCCUCGAGUUUGAUUUGGAGAGGGAGAGCCUGGCCGUGAUACGGAUGCCAGCGUAUUUUUCUGGUGUCAUGUGGCCCAAACUCAUGCAGGCAAAUGAUGGUAAGCUGGGUAUACUCUAUGUGUCAGGCUUCACUGCCCAGUUAUGGAAGAGGAACACUGACUUGCAUGGUGUUGCGUCAUGGGGGAUUGGAACAACUAUUGAACUGGACAAGCUACUUUCUCUGGAUCCAAGGGAUGUUGUAAUUAUACAAGGGUUUGCUGAGGAAUCUCAUUUGGUGCUCCUGAAGACCACUACCAGCCUCUUCUCGCUCAAGCUUGAGCAAUUGCAGUUCAAAAAACUUUUCGACACCAAAGUGCGGCGUUGCUGCUAUCCAUUUGAAAGUGUCUAUGGUGCAGGUAUCUAGAAGUGUGUCCCGGUUGCUGAGAUGCACGAAUGGGCCAUUUGCUGAAGGUUCUUCGGCUUCACCUGGAGAUCAGCCAUCUACAUAGCGUGCACUGAUCAUCUGGGAAGUAGACCUGUAAGAGGAGUUAAUCAUUUAGUUUGCCAAUUCUCCUCUAUUAUAUAAUUUCUGGACACAAUUCGCCAACUGGGAUGAUGAAGAUACAUUGGCUUGCUUCGAUUAGUUAAUACUUGCCUCUUGGUUCA